AUCCACAGUCAGUUCGCAGUCAAGAUGCAGAGCUUUCUUAUAGCCACCGCCAUCAGCCUGGUAAUUGUGGGUCUUGCCGGUGCGCAGUCGUCGACUGUCGCCAAUUCCCUGGAUGAUUAUAUAGAUCAGAAUCAGCGGCAGUACGAGGCACAAAUCAGGAAGUAUGAGGAGGCGUUGGCCAACUUUCGGACGCUGUUCAGCAAACGGCAGCAGGUCAUCGAUGUGCAGGCCGAUCUGCUGCAGCAGAAGCUGGAGGAGGCUUUCGUUCGCAUCAAUCCCCUCUCGCUGAUCGACCCCUGGCACAAGCAGUGCGUCCAGAACUACAGCUCCAGCAUACCAACGAUAGCCACUGUCCGGUCAAGAGUGGCCAGUUGCCAGGCGACCAUUAGUACCGCUCUGAACAGCGCCGACAGUGUGUACAACACACUGAAAAAAUACUACAACACCAACCUGAAGAACUCCUUGGCGGACUGUGUGAAGAAGUUCCCCAGUGCCCAACUAAACUACACUGUCUGUGUGACCAAAGUGAUUGCCGACGCCAAUGCCUACUCGAUUAGCAGCCAAAACAGUUUCAACACCCACGUCAAGGAUGCCGACUGCACCGUGGACUCGCGCCUCAGAUCAGCCUGGACAUGCUCCUUUGGGCAAGUGUAUUCCACCAGCGCUGCCAUCGAAAACGCCCUGCGGCUCAUCGACAACUGCAUUGACAAUCAACUCGUGUGCGGAUCCGUGUCCUGCUCGUCUGGUUGCCCAAAUGUUUCCACCAUAAAUCUAACGGAGGCUGACUUCCGCAAUGAGACCAUCAGAAAUCCCUUCCGCGGUCUGAGCGCCCAAGCUGGUUGCAGGGAGUUCCGAUUCAAGUAGAGUCUUGCACGAUGUCUGGAGGAACGAGUAUUCUAGCACCCAAGGCAUGGGAGUUGUAUUUAAUAGAUUAGGAAGAGAUUCUUGUCUGCCUUUCAGCACGGUUCUGCCAAAGUAAAUAGUUGAAUAUGUUGAGCAUUCA
Messenger RNA from Drosophila guanche, 1003 nucleotides. RefSeq lists its product as uncharacterized. The record is from RefSeq and is a predicted model, not a curated record. The transcript is spliced from 2 exons. Lineage: Eukaryota; Metazoa; Arthropoda; Insecta; Diptera; Drosophilidae. Bases 25 to 864 code for a protein of 279 amino acids.